AUGGAACUGGAUGAGGAUUCAAAAACUAUUAUGGUCGUCAACACACCCCUUGGCCUAUUUCAAUACCAGCGCCUUCCCUACGGAAUUGCCAGUGCACCAGCGAUCUUCCAAAGGUAUUUGGAACAGCUUCUAAAAGGAGUAGAAGGAUGUGGAAACUACUUAGAUGACAUCAUUAUCUCAGCACCUACAAGCGAGCAACAUCUAAAGCGAAUCGACCAAGUUCUCAGUAUUCUUCGUGAGAAUGGCAUUAGAUGCAAAAAGGAGAAAUGCUUCUUUUUCAAGGACGAGAUUGAGUACCUAGGACGAAGAAUCAGCGCUCAAGGGAUUCUUCCAGACAGCUCAGGCUUGGAGGCUGUUAAACUGUUGCGUCCGCCUUCUAAUCUGCAGCAACUAGAGGCAUUCAUGGGCAAGCAUCUGCCUUUAAUGACAUCAAACAGGCUACAGCGCUGGGCCAUCAUUCUCAUGGCCUAUAUUUUUGAGAUACAGUAUCGUUCUACAUCUGCUCAUGGCAACGCAGAUGCCCUAUCGCGCCUUCCCGUGGGCAUGGAUCCAGAUUUCGACAGAGAAGAAGAAGCCUGCCACAUCGAAAUGGAACUGUCACCACCGAUCAAUUCUGAGAUCAUUCGCAACCACAUCGAAAAGGACAAACUUCUCAAACAAGUCUUACGGUUCACUCCAAAUUCCUACGGAAAAUCUCCCGCCGAGUUAAUCCAUGGUCGUCCAGUCCGAACCGUACUAAGCCAACUUUUCGAGCAGCCUGUCGAAGCCAAGCUAUCAGCUACCAACAACGUCAUUCUGAACCUGAGCCACCCGAGAGCUCCACGUCAUCAAACCAACAACAAAAGCAAAAACAGCCAGCACGACUUUUAUCCGGCAUACCAGUUCGCCAAAGUAGUCGUGUUCGCCAUGAAGUAG
Molecule: messenger RNA, 915 nt
Organism: Drosophila bipectinata
Lineage: Eukaryota; Metazoa; Arthropoda; Insecta; Diptera; Drosophilidae
Source: RefSeq, a predicted model, not a curated record